AUUGAAACAUGUGUACUUGUUGACAUGUGACAGCAACAACUUGAAGGCAAUGUCCAUUUGGCACAAUGGAAUUCAAUGCAACAUGACUGUUCAGCUUGGAGCACUGUUUUACCAAAUAUUUUUUUAACUACCCGGUUUCACUGUGGACCAUUCUACAUGACUGGACUUUCCAACAUCAAUAUGGCUACUUCACAGAUAUACAUUUGGACAUUUACUAUUUUCAUUUUUCCAACUAUAACUUGGGGAUUGCUGUCUGACUUCAAAAUUUGUGGAGACUCUGAGUGUGAAAGUAAGUAGACAACAAGAAAAUAAAUAAAUGGUUAGGCUAUGUGCAGCACAUAUUACACAUUCAUUAUUACUAUCCUGUCCUCUAAAGUUUGAGUUCCUACGAUGACCUUAUGUGGCUUUUGUGUGUAUAGGCUUGCUGAGUCGGGUCAGGGCCACAAGAGAUCACCAGGGAAAGGAUUGUAGAUUCCUGAACUUCAAAAAAGGGGAUGUGAUAUUUGUUUACCACAAACUCUCUGGCAAAAGAGAUGAUCUAUGGGCAGGAAGUGUAAGUGUUUUUUUUUGUAACUGAAAUUACAUUGAAUAACAUAUUUUGUUGUAUGUUUGUUAUGCAAUAAUGUUUUGUGCCCUAUGCUGUAUUCCAGAUUGACAGACGAUUUGGUUAUUUCCCAAAAGAUGCUGUGAAAGUUGAUGAAAUUCAUGCAAAAACAGAGAAAGAAGUGGCCACACAGGUAACCUUUCCACUUUAUUACUCUAUGAAUUUCAGUUUUAGGCCUACUGAAUGUAUGGUUAUACAUGUGUAUUGAAUGGUAAAUAAGCAGUGCUUUAAAUAUCUUUGCUAAACACAUUCUGUUCAUUAAAGCUACUCUUAUGUUCCUUUUAGAAACAUGACUUCUUCUGCAUAGAUGAGUAUGGCUCAUUAAUUGAUCAUGACUCCAGUGAGUGGGACAAUGAAGAAAAUCUAGUUUCAGAAUUUCAAGAAAUCGCCACCAAUGAUGCUCAGGAUUCUAAAACUUCCAAAGAUGCCUUUCUGUCCCAAAGUUUCGCACAGAGCAGUGAUGAAACCGGAAACAAAGAUGCCAAUCAGGCCGGAAUGGAAGACUUCUCUGACAAUACCAAACCUGCCCCUAGCGAACAAGGUGGGUCUCAGUGGAUUGGCUCUACAGUAACUGGAUGGCUUAGUUUAGGUGGUGAAAACCCUGAUGAUAAUCCCAAAGAAGACAACCCAGAACAAGAGUCUUUCAGGAGCAGGAAACUUGCUUUGGACAUUGAUGGGAACCAGUUGGAAAAAGAGACGAAAAAGACUGACAAUUCUGGCUGGUUUGGAGAUGGACUGACUAGCGCCUUCGGUUUUGGUCAAAAAGCUCCAGAGGAGGAGAAGCCCAUUGAAAAGGAAGUGGAAGAGCAACCCCCACCCUCUAACUCCUGGUUGAAUAUUGGCAUUAGAGAUGUCUUACAUUUUGGUCAAUCUAAUCAGGAUAAAGUUGAAGAGAGAGUAGAAGCAGCAGGCAGAGAUGAAACGACAGGCACAACAGACCCACAGGACCUUGACUCAAGUCAGUCUCAUCAUGAUGCCACAUUGGAGCAAAUAAAAGAAACAGAGCACCAGAGAGAUGAUAACACUGGUAAGGAGGCAGAGAGAACAGAUACACACCCCUCAAAACCUAUUGAUGAUUAUAACCACGGCCAAGAGGACCGUCAUAGUCAGGAAGAAGAUGGUGAGUUAAGAAAAGAGGAAGAUGCAGGGUGGUAUGGCAGCAUCUAUCACAAUAUUGCAGGCCUUUAUGGGGAACAGGGUGGUGAUGAGGAGGACGAGGAUAUACUUAUAGCUGAGGAUAGAGAGGAUAAAGAUAUCAGCCUUCAGUCAGAAACAGAGUCACAGUCUGUAUUCUCAUCCAUGUUUGACACUCUAGCAUCACAGUUUCAGGCCGAUAACCCUAACGAUUAUAAAAACGCCCAAACUGAUGAGCUAACAGAUAUAAAACCGGCAGAUGCAGAUACAGAGAUCUCCCUUACUUCUCAGAUGGUUAUCCCAUAUGAUUCUACUGAGGUUUCUGUAGGUAGGAAGGAUGAUAAUGAUGGUAAUGACAGCAAUGAGGCUCCACAUCCCCCUCCAUUAGAUGUGGAUACGGUUCAGAGUGCUAAUGAAAUACUGGAGGCAUUCAAACAGCCACUUCAAACUAGCAAGUAUAUGUCUUUGUCCCACGACCCUCAAUUACAGGACACAACCGGAAUAGUGAAUCUUGAAGUUGGUCCUGAAAAAACUAUAGCUGAGAUGGAAGUUGUUGAUCAAGAGGAAUUUCCCUCCUCUGAUCAUUCCAAGGAGUGGCACGUUGAGACCGAUCCUAUAGAUAACAUAGGUUUGAUAAACAUUAUCCUUGACCCGGUGUUAGACUCAACUAUACUAAAUGCUGACACUACAAGUAACAAUCUUCUAUCUGAUAAAGGUAAUGAUGGGGAAAGUAAUAUCGUGGACAAAGCAUCUGUGGUAGAGGAAGCAGAUUCAACUAAAGAAGUUACUGAGACAGAGUGGAUAGAACCAGGGAAAAUAAUUAAAGUUGAGAGAGACCAUGGGGAUCAAGCUACUCUCUCUACACAUGUCUUUGAAAAUACACAGAGCAGUUCCGGACCUGAUGCUAAAAUCGAAAUGUAUCCUGACAGCUCAGAUCUAGUUCCCCCUGAGAUAGUAACAGGAAAUGAACAAAGACAGACAGAAAUCCUUGAGGAGGCAGACACAGAAAACAUGUCAGUGGAAGAUUUCAUUCAUGUCCACAAGGAGUCCCAUGAAUCUCAAAAAGACAGUGAUGAGAAACACAUCCUGAAUGAUAGAUCUGGGAUGAUGGAUGACCAGAAGACAGCAAUUGAGGACAAUAAUCUGCCGCUAGAUGACAGAAAUCAGACAGAUGACAGUAAUGAAAUACUGGAGGCAUUCAAACAGCUACUUCAAACUAGCAAGUAUAUGUCUUUGUCCCACGACCCUCAAUUACAGGACACAACCAGAAUAGUGAAUCUUGAAGUUGAUCCUGAAAAAACUAUAGCUGAGAUCAGGGAAAAUGAUGAGCACGAUUCUGCAGGUAGAUUAAAGCUAGAUGAUAUCACUACUAAUGAACCUGUCAGUUCCCACGGAGAUGUAGAGCCAAACCAAUUAGUGUCGGACCCCAAACCAGACAAUGAGGAGGACGUACAAAUAUCAACUGUGCUCCCCGAUGGGCUUUUGCAUGCUAAUGAUGAGGAUGCCCUUAAUCACCAUCAAGAGAGUCCUGCUGCUGACCUUGCUGAAAAUAGCCUGGAUGAUGUUGAGACUGUUCAUUCAGUUGGUCGGGAUGUUUUAGAAGGCUCAGGGAUUCCAAAUCUCUCUGAUUCGAUUCCUAUUCAGACAAAAGCGGAAACACUGACAGAGGAGCUACCUGAUGUAUCGGAGGAUACGUCUGUAAUGCAUACUGAGGUGGAGGACAAUGAUAUUGUCACUACAGGUAUUGAAGUGGUAUCCUCCAAUCAGAAAGGAGACGACAGUAUUCAAGUGCCUCAGAGCCCAGCAGAAAAGGACAGUGGGGACAGAGUAGGGAUGCUAAAUGGUCAGACAAGCAUGCCAGGUACAGAGGAUGCUUCAGUGCUGGAGGAGGUCACACAGACACCUGACCCCCAUCUGCAUGAUGCUCAGGAGCCUCACAUAGCUGAACCUAUCCUGAACCUAUCGCUAGUUGAACCUGUCAUAGUUGAUCCAGUCAUUGAAAAUGUAUCAGGGGUGGAGGGACAUAAUUUGAUUACCACAAGUGAGGAUGGGGAAAGUAAGGACAAGAAUGAGAAUACAUUAGAGGUACCAGAUAAGAAUGUUCAUGUUGAAGACAUAGAUUCAGUUUUGCUGAAAGACUCGUUAUCUUCUAACUAUGAGGAAAGUAAUUCCAAUGUAAUGGAAGUUGUUGAUCAAGAGGAAUUUCCCUCCUCUGAUCAUUCCAAGGAGUGGCACGUUGAGGCCGAUCCUAUAGAGAACAUAGGUUUGAUAAACAUUACCCUUGACCCAGUGUUAGCCUCAACUAUACUAAAUGCUGACACUACAAGUAACACUCUUCUAUCUGAUAAAGGUAAUGAUGGGGAAAGUAAUAUCGUGGACAAAGCAUCUGAGGUAGAGGAAGCAGAUUCAACUAAUGAAGUUACUGAGACAGAGGGGAUAGAACCAGGGAAAAUAGUUGAAGUUGAGAGAGACCAUGGGGAUCAAGCUACUCUCCCUACACAUGUUUUUGAAAAUACACAGAGCAGUUCCGGACCUGAUGCUAAAAUCGAAAUGUAUCCUGACAGCUCAGAGCUAGUUCCCCCUGAGACAGUAAUAAGAAAUGAACAACGACAGACAGAAAUCCUUGAGGAUGCAGACACAGAAAACAUGUCAGUGGAAGAUGUCAUUCAUGUCCACAGGGAGUCCCAUGAAUCUCAAAAAGACAGUGAUGAGAAACACAUCCUGAAUGAUAGAUCUGGGAUGACGCGUGACCAGACGAAAGCAAUUGAGGACAAUAAUCUUCCGCUAGAUGACAGGAAUCACAUCUCAUCAGUCAGUAGCCAGGAAGUACAUUCAAAAGGGACCAAAGGAUUGUAUAAUGAGAUCACUCUAGAAAACGAGAGAGCACAGGAAUUAGGCCUACAGGAUAGUGAAACCAAUGAUGGACGAAAUAGCUUUGAUCAGUUGCAUGCAGUUAGUCAGCUUUCCCCCACUGAUGAAGCUUAUAAUGUCAUUACUCAGUCAGAGAGAACAGUAGACCAUGAUACAUUGUAUUCAGGUGAGAAUUUCCUCUCAGACAGUCGGUCUAAUUAUCAAGAAGCAACAGAUGUAAAGAGCACAAUUAGAGAUGAAGAUAGGCAGCAGGAUUUUGAAAACGUGGACGUGAUUGAGAAGGAUGAUUUUGAGAAAAUCUAUAAUCGGGAUAAUGAAUCUAUUCACAAUGUUGAAAGAGAGGGUGAGACUUCAACUUCUCACAGUGAACCCCCUUGAAAGUCAAGACAUGCCCUCUGACCAGUAUUCAGUAGAGCCCCCUCAAGAGGAAAUCACAGACACAUCAGUCAACAAGGGUGCUAGGAGUUUCUUUGAAAAUGCUAUGGACUUUUUGAUCCCAAGCACUGUCUCCAAAGACUUAGAAGACCCAGAACCAAAGGGGAAAGAAGAGGAGGAACAAGAACCCCCACCUGAUCUUCCUGACCUGGACCUCCAUGAACCAGAACCACAGUCUCAGUCAACCUCAGUAGCAGAAUCGCUGAAAGCUACAGCGUUUUUGAAAGACUACAAGAAUAUCCAAAAGCACAUCAGUGCAGAUGAAAUAACUACUUUGUUGGACUUGUUUGGGAAGCACAAAUUCCUGUGGCUUGACUACAGCCUAGGAAGCUCAGAGACUUUGACUGAUGGCCAAGAUGGUGAUAAUGACCUAGCUAUUCUAUCAGACUUUGAAAGGCUCCUGCAGUAUCACAUUGAUGAGACAAAAACUCCAUCUGGUGGAGUUCUGGAGGAUGAAGACCAAUCCAGAAAAUUUGUGUCAUUACGAAAACUAGAAAUAUUCUUGUCAAACAUAAAAAACAGAUUCACCCCAGUGAAAGCACCUGUCAGUAUAAAAGACAAUCAAGGUACUACUCAUGUAGUAUGAGAAACAUUUAUUGAUUUUGGUUGCAUGUCUCUUGCAUGUCUCUUGCAUGUCAAUAUUGAAAAGGUUAGCAGUUGUCAAAGUGUUAAAUCUGACAACUGUUUAUUGACAAGGUCAUACAUGUUUUUAAAAUGAUUUGGUGUCAUAAUGUCUAUAUGUUAUCCAGCAGAAACAGACAGGACAAACUGCAUCAAUGAUGAUUGUUUCACUCGCAAUGAAAACGAAGACCUAACCAACCUGAAAGGAGAACAGAUUUCUGGGGAGGGAGACAUCCAAACCCCAACACUAACAGACAAAUGUAAUGCAUUUAUGCCCAUUCUUAAAAAUAACAUACUAAUUAUAUAAAUGAAAAUGGUUCCAUCUGAGGCUGGCAAAAAUGUAUGAUCAAUUAUUAUGACAUUCACUAUUGUGUUAUUUAUACCUUUUAAAUAUAUUUGACAGAUAAACCUGAGCCUGCAGUGAUGGAAUAUCUUUUCUCUUCUGCACGUCAAGUCACUGGUGAUGCUGUUGCUCAAAUGCUGACUGUUAAGGCUCUUCUAAAAUGGCUCACUGUACAGGUAAGAAAGUUAUAUGACUACUACAUCCCCCUUGAAAUCUAUUGAGAUUAAAUUAGCUAAGCAGCCCAUACAUUUAAAAUGAUUGGACUGCACUAUGGAUGUGUCAAUGGACUGCACUAUGGAUGCCUCCUUCAUCCUCAAUAGAAUAGAAUAUAAUAUAAUAUUUUUCCAAGAGACGGAACUUCGGUUGUGGUAUUGGACUAAGACAAAUACACUGCUCAAAAAAAUAAAGGGAACACUUAAACAACACAAUGUAACUCCAAGUCAAUCACACUUCUGUGAAAUCAAACUGUCCACUUAGGAAGCAACACUGAUUGACAAUACAUUUCACAUGCUGUUGUGCAAAUGGAAUAGACAACAGGUGGAAAUUAUAGGCAAUUAGCAAGACACCCCCAAUAAAGGACUGGUUUUGCAGGUGGUGACCACAGACCACUUCUCAGUUCCUAUGCUUCCUGGCUGAUGUUUUGGUCACUUUUGAAUGCUGUCGGUGCUUUCACUCUAGUGGUAGCAUCAGACGGAGUCUACAACCCACACAAGUGGCUCAGGUAGUGCAGCUCAUCCAGGAUGGCACAUCAAUGCGAGCUGUGGCAAGAAGGUUUGCUAUGUCUGUCAGCGUAGUGUCCAGAGCAUGGAGGCGCUACCAGGAGACAGGCCAGUACAUCAGGAGACGUGGAGGAGGCCGUAGGAGGGCAACAACCCAGCAGCAGGACUGCUACCUCCGCCUUUGUGCAAGGAGGAGCAGGAGGAGCACUGCCAGAGCCCUGCAAAAUGACCUCCAGCAGGCCACAAAUGUGCAUGUGUCUGCUCAAACGGUCAGAAACAGACUCCAUGAGGGUGGUAUGAGGGCCCGAUGUCCACAGGUGGGGGUUGUGCUUACAGCUCAACACCGUGCAGAACGUUUGGCAUUUGCCAGAGAACACCAAGAUUGGCAAAUUCGCCACUGGCGCCCUGUGCUCUUCACAGAUGAAAGCAGGUUCACACUGAGCACAUGUGACAGACGUGACAGAGUCUGGAGACGCCGUGGAGAACGUUCUGCUGCCUGCAACAUCCUCCAGCAUGACCGGUUUGGCGGUGGGUCAGUCAUGGUGUGGGGUGUCAUUUCUUUAGGGGGCCGCACAGCCCUCCAUGUGCUCGCCAGAGGUAGCCUGACUGCCAUUAGGUACCGAGAUGAGAUCCUCAGACCCCUUGUGAGACCAUAUGCUGGUGCGGUUGGCCCUGGCUUCCUCCUAAUGCAAGACAAUGCUAGACCUCAUGUGGCUGGAGUGUGUCAGCAGUUCCUGCAAGAGGAAGGCAUUGAUGCUAUGGACUGGCCCGCCCGUUCCCCAGACCUGAAUCCAAUUGAGCACAUCUGGGACAUCAUGUCUCGCUCCAUCCACCAACGCCACGUUGCACCACAGACUGUCCAGGAGUUGGCGGAUGCUUUAGUCCAGGUCUGGGAGGAGAUCCCUCAGGAGACCAUCCGCCACCUCAUCAGGAGCAUGCCCAGUCAUACAGGCAUGUGGAGGCCACACACACUACUGAGCCUCAUUUUGUCUUGUUUUAAGGACAUUACAUCAAAGUUGGAUCAGCCUGUAGUGUGGUUUUCCACUUUAAUUUUGAGGGUGACUCCAAAUCCAGACCUCCAUGGGGUUGAUAAAUUUGAUUUCCAUUGAUAAUUUUUGUGUGAUUUUGUUGUCAGCACAUUCAACUAUGUAAAGAAAAAAGUAUUUAAUAAGAUUAUUUCAUUCAUUCAGAUCUAGGAUGUGUUAUUUUAGUGUUCCCUUUAUUUUUUUGAGCAGUGUACAUAACAGCACAGUACACACAUGACAAUAAUCAUUGACUAGAUAGCUGAAAAAGCUGGUCCUUUAAAACCUCUGGUAUGUGUCUCUGGUAUGCAACAUGUCAUCUGCACUGCCCCUAUGCGUCAUCCAACACUUUGAGGAGUUGUAGUUGGCUCUGGCUUCGGUGACAAGGCUAUUCCCUGCACUGUGGUAGUGCAAUAACAUGAGGACUUUAAAUUGAGAAUACAGAUGGAGGUUCAGGUUCAGGAUGUUGACCAGGUAAGUUAAAUGUAGUGUUUUGGACACUGGGGAAAGCACUGAAAGGCUAGAUGAAAGGUCAACACCAAACCAACAACAACAACUGGGCCUAUUCUGAUAUGGCAAGGCAGUUGACAGCAGAGGGACUUUGGUGACAAUCUGUCUCAGCUAGAGGAAAGGGCACUUUUUCCUUGUUUAUAGACUAUUUGAGAAUAGGGAUCGAGGUUGAAUAAUAUGUAUCGUUUUCCAAAAAAAUUGUAGGGUAGCACAAUUUGCAUGUUUAAUCAGCUUCAGUGUCACUUUAAAUACGCCUCAGUCUGCGGGUGUGGCGUACUACGAUUGGUUACGUUGAAAAUAUACCAACUCAACUUUAGGCAGGAAGUGGGAGUGUUGUAACAUUUACCAAUACCUAUUUUGUCUGAAAAGUCAGAUAACAUAUAUUAUUGUGUAGGAUUACUAUGAUGUAAAUCAAUAAAAUUUCGUCUUAGAAAAAUAUAAACGAAAGUGCAUAAAAUAGCAACAACCUCCCCCGUACGUUUCAGCGUCAUGACGUGACCAACUCGUUAUCUUCAUGUUAUGAGUAUAGCCGCUACCGCUGUCAGGUGCAAGUAACAGCUGGGAAUUCGUUUUUUCAAUGUUAGAUAACAUAAUCCUGAAAAUAAUAUUUAAAUGAAGUAUUCGACGAAUGGAAGAUGAGACAGUCGCUACAGAAGCGACUGAUUUCAAAAUGACAGCAAGGACCUAUUACACGUUUGCCGUGGAGAAAGUUAAAGAUGUGAGUCACGUGUCAUUCUAGCCAAUUUACUCCCGCCUCCAGUAGUUGAUCUAGACGUGUUGGAGAGACUACAGAAAGAUAGGGAGGGUGUUGAUCCAUCUGAUUUCUUUAAGAGACGUCUGGAUACUGUGUAUCAGGAUUUUGUGUCCAUUUACACUGAUGGUUCAAAAGAUCCAAGGACAGGAACGUACUGGGUCAGCAUUUGUAGUGCAGGAAUGUGGGGUGGAAGUCAGGAAACGUAUUACAGAUCAUCUGGCUGUAUAUACGGCGGAGCUGAUGGCCAUACUGUUGGCCUUGCAGUGGGUGGAGGAAGUCAAACAAGACAGAAUAGUUAUUUGCUCUGAUUCAUGUGGAGUGUUAAUGAGUCUCCAGUCCUUUAGCUCACGUAGCAGACAAUACCUGCUUUAUGAGGUGCUACAAACCUAUGGCAGGAUUAAACAGAUGGGUAUUCAGAUAAGAUUUACUUGGGUCCCAGCCCAUGUGGGGGUGGAGGGGAAUGAGGCAGUAGAUGAACAGGCUAAACAAGCACUUAGUAGUGGGGAUGUUGAUGUUGAAGUUUCAAUGAGCAAGGCAGAGGCAAAAAUACUUAUAUAUACAGUGAUGGUGCAGAGAUGGCAGGAGCAAUGGAAUAGAGAUAAUAAAGGAAGGCAUUUAUUUCAAGUACAGAGGAAAGUCUGGGAGGGGAGGACGGCAGGAAGGGACAGAAGAGAGGAGGCUAUUUUUACAAGAUUAAGGGUGGGACACAGCCAGUUGAAUAAGACAUUAAAUGUGAUAGGAAAGCAUCCAACAGGAAAGUGUGAUUUAUUGUCAGGAAACAGAGACCUUGGAGAAUGUAUUGCUACAGUGUGGGCAGUAUCAGAGGGAAAGAGAGAGGAUGAGAUCUAGUAUGAGGGAGAAGGGGAUACAGGAAAUUAGUUUAAAGAGCAUAUUGAGUAGAACGUCAUUAGAAACAGUCUAUUUUUUGUUAUCUUUUUUUAAGAGCAACGGGGUUGGCAGGUAGGAUUUAGUUUAUCCCUGUCUCUGGCCCACACUCCAGUACAGUAGGUGGCGGUAAUGCACCACAACGUUGGAUGGCAACCGCCGAUAAACCCCACUGAAGAAGAAUUCUAGCCAUCUAACGUUAGCUUGGACUCAUCACUGCUAAAAACAUAAACUGGUGUUAGCAAGCAAGCUAGCCAACUACUACAUAAUUCAAUUUGUAGGGUUGUCAGAUAUAUCACGAAGUUGGGGGGAAAAGGGGGUAAAAAUUAAAUAACAAGUAGUUAGGUAGCUGGUUAGGUAGUUAGCUUGUUGUGGCUUCUUGUAGCAAUGACAAUCACUUUACUUCUCAGUCACUCACAACAACUUGUGUCUGUGUUUAGAGGAAGUUGGACGUUUGCACUUUGACUGUCAUGUAUCCACAAUCCAGGUCCUGAAACAAAAAUCUACAGCAGAUCUAUGAUGAUCGUAAGUAAUUUCUCUGAUUUUCUACCCAGGUCGUGUCAUCCCUUCCUGAUGACAUAAGGCCAGGUCCUGAUCUGUAUGGACUGCCAUGGGAAGCUGUCAUCAUCACUGCCUUACUGGGGUUGGGCACCCUCCUAUUGUUCAGCUGCAGGUUCUACCAAUGUGUAAGUUGUCUUUCUGAUAUUAUUAUCAGCAUGCACGUAUAGGGAUGAACAACAGCAUUCUUUAUUUUGAUUGGGGAGUGACCAAGCUCACAAAAUUGUUCCAUUGUUUCCACAGAUAAAGAGCAGACUGUAUUCAGGCAAAGAGAGGCGGAUGGGCCUGAAGGUGGCUGAACUAUUAGAUGAGAAGUGCAAAGUCCUUGAGAUUUUGAGUGAGGUUCAACAAAAGGUGAGGCCUAUGUCAAAUAAUCCUGUGUUAUUGUACUGUGUGUGUGUGACUGACUGGAUUAGCAAAUUAUUCAAUGCAAUGCCCUUUGAAAUUACAUGUUUUGUAUGGACCUGUGUGUUAGGAAUGCUUUUGCUACUGUUUGUUUAUGUUUAUUUAUGUACCUUUUUAGUAUGAAAAACUGGAAACUGCCCUGCAGAAUAGUGGCAUUUUGGCUCACGCCGCAGAGAGAGAGAAUCUGGAGGUAAGACAGACAAACUAAACGGUAUGAUUGUUAUCAAUACUGAAGAAACAUUCCCAUAUAACACCUCUAAAUAACACUGCCAAGUGGUAUAAAAGGACUUGGUAUGCAUGUGACUUUCAAGUCCCAGGAAAUCUAUAAUGGUGUCCUCCUCAGGUGAUGUCCCAGAGGCUGAAACGGUCAAAUAAACAGCUUGGAGAUGAUAUAGAAAAGUUAAAGAAGGACCUGAAUAUCCAGAGAGCGAGGAGGUUGCAGCAGGAGGAUACAGUGAGUUUGACUUUGUACAUUUUUCUCAUCACCUUUUCCAGUGUGUUGAUGUUUAUGCGUUGACAUCUUUCAACUAUUGUUAUUAUUUUCAGUUUCACUCUUUGCUCUAAAAUUUCACUGUUUAUUUAUUUUUGAGAUGUGGUGUUGUGUGCAAUUCUCCAGAUUGCAGAUAUGCAGGAAACCUUGAAAACCUUAGAAGAAGAAACCAGGGACCUCAAGUCCCAGACAGAACAGGUAAAGUCUGAAAACAUGUUAAUUGUAAUUCCUUCCCGUAAUGCAUGUUAAUCAUGUUGACACAGUCAAAGCCAGGUUAGAUGUAACUCAUUCUGUUCUCUUUUCAGGCACAGACAACCCUGAAAAUAUAUGACAUGAACAGUGAGAGGAAUCAGAAUAAUCUGGAGGCAGCAAAAGAGGAGAAGGCCUUGCUCCAGGAGAAACAUGCCCAAGUAUGUAACCUGACAUCUAAUAUGUCAAUUUUCAUCUAUAUAUAGGCCUACCAAACUAAUCAGAGCCAUAGAUACAGUAUCUAUAUGUAUGGCUCUGUUACUAAUAGUGGUGUAUACUCCAGUUCCAUAUCAGCCUUUGUUGCUUUAAUGCUAAACGAAGCAUUUGAAGUUUCUUGUUACACAUUACAAAGAACCUGCAUGGGUUGUCCUGACAAGAAAGCAGAAAGAGUCCUAUAGUCUGGUGGGGUCCUCACCCUUUCCGCCUCUUCCCACAGCUGGUCCAGGAGGCAGAGGGCUGGGGGGAGCGGAUGAGUGAGCUGGAGGAGGAGAUGAGGAUGUGUGAGAGCUCCUACACUGGAAUGCUGCAGGAUGCUACCAACAAAGACGAGCGCAUCAAGGUUUGCAUUCAUAUUACUGCACUGUCUAAAACAAAUAUUUGCGUACCUUGCCCUGCACUGGAAAAACCAGUCAACACCCACUAUGAAGAUUACUUGGGGUUUCAACUGACCAUAAGUUAGUUGACACCCUAAAUGGCUCAACCUAUUUGAGGCUAUGAUAAUCUUCAUAAUGGUAAUCCUUUAUUGCCUGUUAUUUAAUUAUAAAUUGUAUGUACUUUGUUUUGUUGUAUGUACACUAUAUAUACAAAAGUAUGUGGACACCCCUUCAAAUUAGUGGAUUCGGCUAUUUCAGCAACACCCGUUGCUGACGGGUGUAUAAAAUCGAGCACACAGCCAUGCAAUCUCCAUAGACAAAGAUUGGCAGUAGAAUGGCCUUACUGAAGAGCUCAGUGACUUUCAACGUGGCACCGUCAUAGGAUGCCACCUUUCCAAAAGUCAGUUUGUCAAGUUUCAGCCCUGCUAGAGCUACCCCAGUCAACUGUAAGUGCUGUUAUUGUGAAGUGGAAACGUCUAGGAGCAACAACGGCUCAGCCGCGAAGUGGUAGGCCACACAAGCUCACAGAACGGGACCGCCGAGUGCUGAAGCGUGUAAAAAUUGUCUGUCCUUGGUUGCAACACCCAUUACCGAGUUCCAAACUGCCUCUGGAAGCGACGUCAGCGAAUCUGGGUUUGGCGGAUGCCAGGAGAACACUACCUGCCCCAAUGCAUAGUGCCAACUGUAAAGUUUGGUGGAGGAGGAAUAAUGGUCUGGGGAUGUUUUUGAUGGUUCGGGGAAGGCCCCUUAUUUCCAGUGAAGGAAAAUCUUAACGCAACAGCAUACAAUGACAUUGUAGAUGAUUCUGUGCUUCCAACUUUGUGGCAACAGUUUCAGGAAGGUCCUUUCCUGUUUCAGCGUAAUGCCCCUGUGCACAAAGCGAGGUCCAUACAGAAAUGGUUUGUCGAGAUCUGUGUGGAAGAACUUGACUGGCCUGCACAGAGCCCUGACCUCAAUGCCAUCGAACACCUUUGGGAGGAAUUGGAACACCGACUGCGAGCCAGGCCUAAUCGCCAAACAUCAGUGCCCGACCUCACUAAUGCUCUUGUGGCUGAAUGGAAGCAAGUCCCUGAAGCAAUGUUCCAACAUCUAGUGGAAAGCCUUCCUAGAAGAGUGGUAUGCUGUUAUAGCAGCAAAGGGGGGACCAACUCCAUGAUUUUGGAAUGAGAUGUUCGACGAGCAGGUGUCCACAUACUUCUGGACAUGUAGUGUAUGUAUGUGUUUUGCUGCAUGAAUACAACACAAGAAGUUCACUAGGGUAAAAUAAAAUUUGCAUUUUAAUGUUAAAGCCUUCUCUCUCCAUCAGUCCUUGACAGACUGCCUGUUGAAGAUGAAAGACUGGGACUCAGUGCUGGAGGACAAAGCCAACGGAGAGGAGAGGAACGGGACACAAGGGACGGGGAAUGGAGAAGGACAAGGUGAGGUUCUGUCUGGUGUAUACAAGGCUAUGACUGCUAGUAAGGCAUGGUCAACUGGCUUUUGCUCACCAUCUCUUGGAUCGUUAUGCACGGCCAUCAUUAGAUAUAUAUAUAUUUUAAAGGAGUCAGGAUAUUGACUGAGGGAGUGGGCGAUCUGUGUAUGUGUCUUCCCAGAUUUAACUUAUUUGUUUGUUCUUUUUUGUCCACAGAUAACCAUCAACGACAAAGAAUACAGAAACUAAUUCAUGCAGCCAAGGUAUGUCUUCUCUUCAACUGAAAUGAUGGCUUAAAAACAAAACUCUUAUCAGUGAUAAAUAGAAGAUAUGUGACUAUUUAUAAAAAAAAAUAUAUAUAUAUUUUUUGUCUUCUCUUUAGAUGAAUGCAGACUUGAAGUCGGUGGAUGAAGACAAGGACAGGGUGUUUGCUAAGCUAACAGAUGAAGUCAAGGCCAAGGAGGAUCUCCAAGGUAAGCAGAGUAGUGUGCUGUUCAAUAGUAAUUCCUCUGAUCACGGUGGAUAACAAAACAACGUUUGUUUUAUAAUGUACAUACAAUUUAGCAGAUGCUGUUAUCCAAGGGUGUUUUGGGAAUAAUCAAGAUGCAAAGACAAAUGGUCGGUUUCCCAGACACAAAUUAAAGGGAUACUUAGCAUUGCUAGUAGAUACCCAUAGACUUCCAGUCAUUGCACUAAAGCUAGUUAGCAUUGGCUCGCAAAACUACCUCUAACUUCCUUCAUACUGGACACAGAUGCAUAAAAAUGGUAUCCACAAGUUAAUCUGACUCUGGGGAAGUCGAUAAAGGGCCUCAUUACCAACAUCCCCAAGUAUCCCUUUAAGCCUAGACCUGGACUAAAAAGCUUGACUGUUGUGUUGCAGAGGGGAUUAAGAAACUGAAGAAUGAGAAGGCCUCUCUGCAGACAGACAGUGAGAAGUACACGGGCCAGGUGCAGAAACUCCAGCAGAAACUGCAGAUCAUGACGGAGAUGUACCAGGAGAAUGAGCUCAAACUACACAGGUACUGUACAGGAGCCACACCAACGCUGACCCAAAUGCACAGCUUCAUCUAUGAACAUUCAAAGCUAUACAGGCUAAUCAUUAAAAGAUACAUACGCUAAUAUAGGAUUUGUAAGGAUUUAAAAGCAAAUGUAUAAAAGCGUUUAUAAUGGCUUAUUCAUUAAAGUUAUUAUGAAGUGUAACCAAAGUUUCUCCAAUUAGAGUGGGGCUAUUGAACUGUACUAUGCCUGGUAAUGUAUGUUAAUAGACUUCUCCCCUGUGAUAUGUCUAUGUUAAUGGUUCUUCUCCCCUGGUGUCAGGAUGUUGACUGUGGAGGAGAGGGAGCGUCUGCAGAAGGACGAGAAGCUGACCAAGGCUGACAAGAGCAUCACCCUGGCCGUAGAGGAGCGCAACAGCUACAGGUCAGCUACUGCAGGGUUACCCAAACUCAACCCCCCCCCCCCCCCCCCCCCCCCCCGGGUGCACGUUUUGGUUUUUGCCUUAGCACUAAACUGCUGAUUCCAAUAACCAUCUCAUCAUCAAGCUUUGAUUAUUUGAAUCAGCUGUGUAGUGCUAGGGCAAAAACGUAAAUGUGCACCCAGGGGGGCCCAAGGACAGAGUAUGGGAAACCCUGAGCUACCGGACAUCCCUGACUCCAGAUAUCAUUAUGUCCAAAAACCUACCAACCAACACUUUUCUAUUUCUUGGUUAGGUUUUUCCAUAACCCUAACCCUAAAAUGUAUACUUUCAGUAAACCUCCUGUCAAUCAAAUAGAUCCAAUGUGUUUUAUGAGACACCACUAAAGGAGCAAGGAGUUGCACAUGUCCAAAAUAUUCACGGGGUGUUUGUGUUGAGUGCUUGUCUCAGGGUGCAGUUUUGUUUUCACACAUACAGGCAAAGAGCACAAGACCUGGAGGAUGAGCUGGAGAAGACUAACCAGGCCUACAAAACCCAGGUGGGCGAUCUGACAGUCUGUUCUAUCAUAAGAGACUGGGAGAGGAGAAAAACAUUCACCACAUGCAAUGAUGCUAUGGCCAAUACCACAUUUAAUUCGCUCUCCAUCUUUCAGAUAACUUCUCAGGAAAAGAAGGCACACAAGAACUGGGUAAGUACAUAGUUGCAUCAUACAUACACUAUGGAGCACAACUCAGCUCAUAGUCAUGUUAAAUGGGAUUUCCUCAGCCUGGCAACCUGUCUGUAAUCUCUUGUCUGCAUUGUAGCUAGCAGCACGAGGUGCUGACCGUGACUUGGCUGAAGUUAAAAGAGAGAAUGCACACCUCAGGCAGAAGUAAGUACUAAAGAAUACUUUUUUUAUUGAAGUCAGUUUCACCAGACAUGAUGGGAGGUGUUGCUACAAAAUAGUAUUUCCAUGUAGUGUGAUAAGUAUUCUCCAGCUGUGGUAUGUCUCCAUGCAGAUUGACUGAUACUCAGUUCAAGCUGGAUGUGGUGGAGAAAGACCCCUAUACUCUGGACAACAUGGACAGACCUCUGUUCAGAGGUGAGUCUCUGAUAAACUAGCUGUAAUGAUAUCUUCUGCUAAAUCCCAACUCGCCCCCUACAUUUACAUUUACAUUUUAGUAAUUUAGCAGACGCUCUUAUCCAGAGUGACUUAGUUAGUGAGUGCAUACAUUUUCAUACUGGCCCCCCGUGGAAAACGAACCCACAACCCUGGCGUUGCAAGCGCCAUGCUCUACCAACUGAGCUACAGGGGACUACACCCUAACCACUACGCCAUACAUUGAGAGGAUUGGAUAGGGGGAAGCAAUAUGUUAACAGAACUGCUUAUAGCUUAGAACUGCUUAUGGGCGACAUGUAGCCUAGCGGUUAGGUCAGUUGGGCUGACUAGGUGAAAAAUGUUGAGCAAGGCACUUCAUCCUAAUUUCUCCAGGGUCACUGUCAAUAAUGGCUGAUCCCUGGCUCUGACCCCGAGGGGUGUCUCAGGGGGAUUGGGAUAUGCAAAAAAACACAUUUCCAAUUCACACUUGCACUUGUACAUGUGUGAAUGGGGCAGAUGUAAACACCCACCCACCUAAUUAUUAUUAUUAUUAUUUAUUAUUUUAUAUCCAUCCUCUCAGAUCUACAGGAGUGCAUCAAAUCAAAUGUUAUUUAUGACAUACUUCUUAAACAACAGGUGUAGACCAACAGUGAAAUGCUUACUUAUGGGCCAUUCCCAACAAUGCAGAGAGAGAAAUAAUAACACAAGGAAUAAAUACACGAGUAACGAUAAUUUGGCUAUGUACAUGGGUUACCAGAAAAAUAAUAACAUGAGGAAUAAAUACACAAGGAGUAACGAUAACUUGGCUAUAAUUUAAAAUCUAAAUACACGGGUACCAGUACCGAGUCAAUGUGCAGGGGUAUGAGGUACAGUAAUUGGGGUAGAUAUGUACACUACAUUUGGAAAGUAUUCAGACCCCUUGAAAUUUUCCACAUUUUGUUACGUUACAGCCUUAAUAUAUAUAUUUUUUUCAAUCUACACACAAUACCCCAUAAUAACAAAGCAAAAACAGGUUUUUAGAAAUCUUUGCAAAUUUAAUAUAAAAAAUAAACUGAUAUCACAUUUUAUUUUACCUUUUUAUUUAACUAGGCAAGUCAGUUAAGAACAAAUUCUUAUUUACAAUUACGGCCUACACCGGCCAAACCCGGACGACGAUGGGCCAAUUGUGCGCCGCCCUAUGGGACUCCCAAUCAUGGCGGUUUGUGAUACAGCCUGGAAUCGAACCAGGGGGUCUGUAGUGACGCCUCAAGCACUGAGAUGCAGUGCCUUAGACCGCUGCGCCACUCGGGAGCCCUUUUACAUAAGUAUUCAGACCCUUUACUCAGUACUUUGUUGAAGCACCUUUGGCAGCGAUUAUAGCCCCAAGUCUUUUUGGGUAUGACGCUACAAGUUUGGCACACCUGUAUGUAGGGUGUUUCUCCCAUUCUUCUCUGCAGAUCCUCUCAAGCUCUGUCAGGUUGGAUGGGGAGCGUUGAUGCACAGCUAUUUUCAGGUCUCUCCAGAAAUGUUUGAUUGGGUUCAAGUCCGGGCUCUGGCUUGGCCGCUCAAGGACAUUCAGAGACUUGUCCCGAAGCCACUCCUGCGUUGUCUUGGCUGUGUGCUCAGGGUUGUUGUCCUGUUGGAAGGUGAACAUUUGCCCCAGUCUGAGGACCUGAGCGCUCUGGAGCAGGUUUUCAUCAAGGAUCUCUCUGUACUUUGCUCCGUUCAUCUUUCCCUCGAUCCUGACUAGUCUCCCAGUCCCUGCCGCUGAAAAACAUCCCUACAGCAUGAUGCUGCCAACACCAUGCUUCACCGUAGGGUUGGUGCCAGGUUUCCUCCAGACGUGACGCUUGGCAUUCAGGCCAAAGAGUUCAAGCUUGGUUUCAUCAGACCAGAGAGUCUUGUUUCUCAUGGUCUGAGGGUCUUUAGGUGCCUUUUGGCCAACUCCAAGCAGUCUGUCAUGUGCCUUUUACUGAGGAGUGGCUUCCGUCUGGCCACUCUACCCCAUAAAGGCCUGAUUGGUGGAGUGCUGCAGAGAUGGUUGUCCUUCUGGAAGGUUCUCCCAUCCCCACAGAGGAACUCUGGAGCUUUGUCAGGGUGACCAUCAGGUUCUUGGUCACCUCCCUGACCAAGGCCCUUCUCCCCCGAUUGCUCAGGUUGGCCGGGCGACCAGCUCUAGGAAGAGUCUUGAUGGUUCCAAAAAUGAUGGAUGCCACUGUGUUCUUGGGGACCUUCAAUGCUGCAGAAAUCUUUUGGUACCCCUCCCCAGAUGUUUGCCUCGAUACAAUCCUGUCUCUGAGCUCUACGGACAAUUCCUUCGACCUCUUGGCUUGGGUUUUGCUCUGACAUGCACUGUCAACUGUGGGACCUUAUAUAGACAGCUGUGUGCCUUUCCAAAUCAUGUCCAAUCAAUUGAAUUUACCACAGGUGGACUCCAAUCAAGUUGUAGAAACAUCUCAAGGAUAAUCAAUGGAAACAGGAUGCACCGGAGCUCAAUUACGAGUCUCAUAGCAAAGGGUCUGAAUACUUAUGUAAAUAAGGUAUUUCAGUUUUACAUUUUUUAUCAAUGUGAAAAAAAAUCUAAACCGGUUUUCGCUUUAUCAUUAUGGGGUAUUGUGUGUAGAUUUUUUUUUAUUUUAUUAAAAAAAAAUCUAUUUUAGGAUAAGGCUGCAACUUAACAAAAUGUGGAAAAAGUCAAGGGGUCUGAAUAAUUCCCGACUGGACUGUACAUGUAGGUAGGGGUAAAGUGACUAGGCAACAGGAUAAAUAAUAGACAGUAGCAGUCAAAAGUUAGUGCAAAAAGGGUCAAUGCAGAUAGUUAGUCUGGGUAGUUAAUGGUUAACUAUUUUGAAGUCUUAUGGCUUGCCUAUCGUGUACUAGGUUCUAGAAGUUGAUUUGUAAUUUAGAAUUUCUCUGUCAUUAUACCGAGCAUUGAACCAUCUGUUCCUCCCUGUCCUGCAGGUGAAAGGUCACCGUAUGGCCCCUCCCCCUUGGGUCGCCCCACCUCUGAGAACAGAGCCUUCCUGUCUCCGCCAACCCUGAUGGACGGCCCGCCCCGCCUCUCUCCAAACUUCCCCCCCAUGGGACCGGGAGGCAGAGGUGACCCCUCCAGUCCACACCCCUCAUCAGUGCACUGCAGGCCACUGCUAUACCAUAACACCACAGCUGAAUUUACAUGGCUUGUGACGUGUGCCCUUUUAGCAUGACAGAGAAUCAUGUUAUACUCGUUGGCAGGGCAUGUCAUGAGUUUAUAUUUAGCAUUAAAUAUUUGUACGUUUGUAUUUAGUACUAAUUUCCUAUGUGCCAUGACCUUGUGAAAAUGCCAUUAAGAAAAAUUAUCUGCAGGAUAAAUUGAUUAUUAUUUAAACUCCUGUUAAUUAAUUAAAUGAAAUUAGAGUUUUGAUUUAUAGUCUUCUUAUUCACUAAAACAAUGCUGAAAACCUGUUCUUAAGCACCUAAUACAAAUGCAUACUAAAUCUUGAUUGGCUGGAAGGUUGGCACAACAUCUGUUACAGAGAUGCUUAUCUUUUAUAGUGUAAAUUGCCUUGGCGGCGAGCAUGCACCAGAAAGAUAGGGAAUGCUAUGCUGCUGCAGUAUAUCACCUACAGAGAGAGGAGCGUCGUCUUUGCACAUGAUGUAUUGUUUUGGUCUUGUCAUCCAUGCUUCAUGAACUCAUUGACAUUAUGCUGUCUCUCUCUUUCUCACUCACCUACCACUCCCACAUCUCUCUCUCUCUCUCUCUCUCUCUCUCUCUCUCUCUCUAUCUAUCUAUCUAUCUAUCUAAUCUAUUCUAUCUAUCUAUCUAUCUUAUCUAUCUAUCUAUCUCAUCUAUCUAUCUAUCUAUUAUCUUAUCUAUCUUAUCUAUCUUAUCUAUCAAUCUUAUCUAUCUAUCAAACCAGUAUCCCGAGGCCUGUUAGAUCCCCUUGGUGGGGUGGACUCUGAUCGGAGUGGUGGUCCUCACUCUGACAGCGGCUCGAUAUCUCCCACCUGGGAGAGGGAUCGCAGGGGCCCAGCUAUACCCCCUCCAGGUACGGUGAUAACCACCCGCUAUCGCCCCCCUAUGAUCUCAGGCAGCAGCCGCUCCAAUCACUACAGACAGAAGUUAUUCUAUCCUUUAUGUAGGCCGUCAUUGUAAAUAAGAAUUUGUUCUUAACUGACUUGCCUAGUUAAAUAAACAAACACAUCUGCUGUUCUAGUCCUCUAGUGUACUCUGUGUGACACACAUUCAUUUGUUUAUAGUGUCAGCCCUAAAGGAUGUGUGUACUUUAUUUACUUCAGUAUGUUUUACCAUCUUUCUACGUAAAGAGGCCCUGACUUUCUUUUGGGUUGUAGAUAAUUAGUAAUAGGGUGAGUGAGUUAUAUUUGUUAACCAACUGUCAGAGAUUUGUUCACAGCAAAAUAAUUCCCCUCAGUUGGGUUACUAUUUUCAUGUCACGGUAAAGUCUACAUCUGUUGUAUUUGGCGCAUGUGACAAAUACAUUUUAUUGUAUUUUAUUAUGGUCAGCCGGCCCUGUGAGAGGUUUGAGAUUCUCUCUUUUGGUUCAAAACACUCUAUUGUUGUCAGUCUGUGAGGUACAGGUCAGUGAGUGUAUGACUACUAUUUGUCCAGUGCUGAUGUGGUCGGUUGUCGUAGUUCCAGCCUCACCUCUGUCUGAGUCACGCGGCAGGGCCACAGAGACGGGCAGAGUCAGCAGGUUGGGCCCACUGACUGCAGACCACCACAUUGAGGAGUCAGAGCCUUAGCCUCCACUGGUUUGUUCCAGAGUUUUCCCCACCCUCACUUUGGCCUUUGUGUCACCUGGGCCCCUGCGCUACUCUAACCCACGUCUGGUCUCGAAUUCACUGGAUCUAGGAACUAUGAACUAUUUAGUUGUUAUCAUGGGGGAGCAAUUAGCAUGUGGCAUCACUGUAUUUUGAUUAUACAUCGACAAUUCCAUCAUCCCCACCCUGCCUACUACUGUCACUGUUUUGUUGUGUACUAACUAAAUGCAUCAUGAUUUAAAUGUGUGCUUGUUUUUUGUUUCGUGAUAUGAUGAAGAUGCUUCUGCUUUUCGCUCCAGUCCCCUUUGGACCAGUGGAGGCUGCUGAGGGGAGGACGGCUCAUAAUAAUUUCUGGAACGGAGCAAAUGGAAUGGCAUCAAACACAUGGAAAGCAUGAGUUUGAUGUAUUUGAUACCAUUCCGCUCCAGCCAUUACCACGAGUCCGUUCUCCCCAAUUAAGGUGCCACCAACCUCCUGUGCUUUGGACACUUCUGAUCUCCUUCAGCUCAGCUGGUCUGAAUAAAGCUGAUGAAACUGUCUUCUCUCUCUCUGCUCAUAAAGGGUGUAUGUAUCCAGACCCAGGCCUUCCCUACAGGAGACCCCCGCCCGGAGCCCUUCCCCUGGGCCCCCUCCCACCCAGGGGCCUUGGUCCUGCUGAGCCCCACAGCUUUGGGCACCACCCUGGAGAUCAACCUGGUGAGAACCCUCCUUUCAAACCUGUAAUUAAAGCACCAUAGAUUUAGUUUUAAAAAAGUCUGAUUUCAAUUUUUGCACUAUAGCCACUCUGUCAAAUUAAUUUCAAAAGGGUGUUUAGUGCUUGGAGUAUGUAACUGAAGUGAUGAAGUACAUUUCAAGACAGGAUCUUUAAUGCUGUCCUGAUUCAGACCGAUCUCCUUCGUCAGCAGUGAAUAGUAGGAGUGUAGAUGAUUAGUAUACCCCUGAAGAACAGUCCAAUGUUAGAAAAUGGGCAGGAUAUUGUGCCUAAUCUGGAAACUCCCUUGGUUUAAUAGAGUUAAGCUAAUAGCAUUAUCGAGGUAUGAAUGAGCCCUCUUUUCAUCAAAUGAACCCACCAAAGACAGAAGUGGAUCUAGCUAGGUUCUUACUGUGGUUUUCCUCUUGUGUUCUUGCAGACUCAUCAUUUAUGGGAAACAGUAUGGGUCCUGGUGAAAAUGAAAGAGAUGUAAGUAUUCUCACCCUUCUUCUAACAAUAGUGGUCCAUUCCAUUCAUGCACUCUCUCUGUCUCUCUGUGUCUCUGUCUCUGUGUGUGCAAACAUGUAUAUUUUGCUGCAAAACUAAUUUCCCCUUGGGGAUAAUGGUGUUCUACAGCUACCACGAUGCCCUCCAUAGUUAUUGGGACAGUAAUGCAUUUUGUUCUUCUUUUGGCUCUAUAUUCCACAAGUUUGGAUUUGAAAUCAAACAAUGACUAUGAGGUUUAAGUGCAGGCUGUCAGCUUUAAUUUUAGGGUAUUUUCAUCCAUAUCGGGUGAACCUUCGUCAGAGUUUACGUGAGUGUUUUUAAUUUGCACCCUUAUGUAAACAUUGCUCCACCCACAUCCAUUCAAUGCAUCGAAUGGGGUUGGAGUCAAGGAAUUCUUAUUUACAAUCAGUUAUUCCAAAAUUACACAAUACUUUAUUUACCAUUAAUUUCUAUUGGGCACAAAAUAAUCUGAAAUGCAACCAAAACAAACAGAAAAUGCAUCCAAGAAGUUUGUUGUAGUCAUUGCAUGCUAUGAAUACCAAAUACUUCACUUUUUACUACUUUAAUACACAUAGAAGUGAAUUUGUCCCAAUACUUUAGUUCCCUAAAAUUGGGGAACUAAACUGAACAGAAAUGUAAACGCAACAUGUAAAGUGUUGGUCCCUUGUUUCCUGAGCUGAAAAAAAAAAUCCCCGAAAUUUUCCAUAAGCACAAAAAGUUUAUUUAUCUCAAAGUUUGUGCACAAGUUUGUUUACAAAACUGUUUGUGAGCAUUUCUCCUUUGCCAAGAUAAUCCAUCCACCUGACAGGUGUGGCAUAUCAAGAAGCUGAUUAAUCAGCAUGAUCAUUACACAGGUGCCCCUUGUGCAGGGGACAAGAAAAGGCCACUUUAAAAUGUGCAGUUUUGUCACACAACACAAUGCCACAGAUGUCUCCAGGCAAUUGGCAUGCUGACUGCAGGAAUGUGUAAUAAAGCCCUUUUGUGGGGGAAAAACUCAUUCUGAUUGGCUGGGCUAACUCCCCAGUGGUUGGGCCUGGCUGCCCAGUCAUGUGAAAUCCAUAGAUUAGGGCCUAAUGAAUUUAUUUCAAUUGACUGAUUUCCUUAUAUGAACUGUAACUCAGUAAAAUCUUUGACAUGGUUGCGUUUUAUAUUUUUUUGUUCAGUAUAUGUACCAAAAGUGCUGUAAUUAUUCAACGGUUCACCCGAUUAUGGAUGAAAAUGCCCUCAAAUGAAAGCUGACAGUCUGCACUUUAACCUCAUAGUCAUUGUUUGAUUUCAAAUCCAAACCUUUGGAGUAUAGUCAAAAGAAGAAAAAAUGCUUCACUGUCCCAAUAAUUACGGCGGGCACUGUAUAUGGAUUUCAGAGUACACAUGGAUGAUAUAUCAGUUAAAUCUCUGUCUAAAUGUGUAUUUGGAAUGUGUUCCCUCAGUCCCACCUGUCAGCACCUGGAGAUCUGAGAGACAUGACAAUGCCCCCUGAUGCAGACAUGAGGAUGGGACCUCCUCUCUUAGGACCCCCUGGUACGGGUCCCCUCCCACCCAUGGACCACAGGGACCCUUACUUUGCACGCAGAGGCCCCCAAGGCCCUUACGGACCUCCAGACUUCUUCCCCCCACGAGGUCCAGCGGGGCCCCCCAUGGGCAGUAUGUAUUCUCUUUUCCCUACAUAAUAAAGGCUCAUAUGUGCUUUUAAGUUAUAACGCAUUUUAACUGCAGGUUUUAAGUAGUAUUGCAAAAUGUUUUAAUGUAAUCAUUUGGUUCUAUUAACAUAAGCUUUGGGUGGGAGAUAAGCUUUGGGUGAGGAUUGUCAUUCCAUACAUAAUUUUCUACAUCUUGCAGGUUAAAUUACUCAGCUUCAUACUGUUAGACUGACUAAACGUAAUCCUUUCCCCCUUGUUUCCCUUGUAGUGCGAGGGCCACCUCCCCCGGGAAUGUUUGGGCGAUUUCCACCGCCACAGCAUAUGGGCUACCCUCCCAUGAGGCCCCACCCAGACAGUUUCCCCCCUGGACCCCCUCCAAGGCCCUCCCCACCAGGCAGCGAACAGUCUCCCGACCAGUCCCCCUCUCCACAUGAUGUCAUCUGAGCCAGCUCUCUCUUUCCCUCUCUCUCUGUGCGGGAGAAACUCUCUCUCGGCCCGCUUCCUGUGUGAAAACUUCACUUCCUGUUGUUGUGAUAGUAGUGAGCGACUGAGCGUGUUCAGGGACUGUUUCCUGAAGUGUAACCUCGACAUUCAUGUGACCAUCUCCCUUUUUUAGAGGCUGGGAGUGGAAUUGUUUCCCCACAGUCUGUCGCACACACAAACAUAGAUCACUGUGUCUUAGGACUUAUUUGAGAACAGCACAGUACCACCAGGAGUUUUACACAACUGGAAGUACUGAGCGAUCAUCUAUGUAACACAGUUUGGUACUGUAGCUAUGUGUGUUUUUAUGGUGUUGAAUGCAGUCUUUUUGAAGAGGUUCCAUAGAGUACCACAGUAUGAGUCAUAAUACCCAUAAAACCUAGCAGUCAAACAGAGAAAUGGUUCCAAUUGUUUUUCCACCAUUUUUCCCAUAAGGGAUUUUAGAAACACGUCAAAUAAGGGCUGGGUUUUUUUUGUAGGCUUACCCUGGCGUGACGUUUUGAUAACCAUGUAAAUCUCUCUAGGACAAGGUGACUUUUAUCAAUAUAUUCGCUAAUAUAGCUGCUAAUGUGGCUAUCAUAAAGAACU
Molecule: messenger RNA, 24742 nt
Organism: Coregonus sp. 'balchen'
Lineage: Eukaryota; Metazoa; Chordata; Actinopteri; Salmoniformes; Salmonidae
Source: the annotation of a GenBank genome assembly